GGCAAAGGACCGCCACCAUCAAAUGACACUGCUGUUUCUUUGUUUCUUCUUUUGCUACAGAAGUACUCUGCAUUGAGCAAGCACGAGGCGAGAAUAUAUUCUUUCCCCACCGUCGCGAAAACCUAGAUAGAGAGCGAUCUACCUUGUUUUUGAUUCAACCUAUCGUAAGCUGCUCUGUGCGCCAUCGGCGGUCGCACAAUCUUGUUGUGUGUUCUCUCCUUUUCCUUUCCUCUCGCCGUUGCCGCUUUUUUUAUUGUUUGUGUAUCUCAGCUUCUAUUACUUUUCCCGUCUCUUUAUCUCACACUUUAUUUCCCACAUCCGUGUUAUCCGGAGCACCGGUGCGGCUCCUCGCCGUAUCUUUCUGUGGUGUUGGUUUUUAGCAUGUGGCUGCUGCUCCUGAUCUGACUCGUUCUCUUCGCCUCUUUUCCUUUUGCGACGUCAUGUCCGCUGUCCUCUUCCCCCGCCAGGCGUACUACGAGCGCAUCGGGGCAGCCAAGGCGUUGCUGCCGCUGCUGGCUCCGCAAGGGACACAAGUGCAGGUGGGCAGCCCCAGCGUGAACAUGCAGUUUCUUCAACAGCUCAUCCUCGCCCACACGAGCGCCAUCCCGUUUGAGACGAUCGACGUGCUGCUUGGCCGCCGCGUCUCGGUCGCCCCCGUUGACAUCUACGACAAGCUCAUCCACGCCAGGCGAGGCGGUUACUGCUUUGAGCAGAACGGUCUCUUCUACGAGGCCCUGCGCGACGCCGGCUUCACGGACGUGCGCCCGGUCGCCGCGCGGGUGCUGUGGGAUGGGGAGAACUCCCCGCUUGGGCGGACGCAUCGCCUCAACAUCGUCACCCUUCCCGCUGAGGACGACGCGACGGGGAGCGGGACGCGGCAGUGGAUGGUGGACGUCGGCUUUGGGGCUGGGGUGCCGCGGGCGCCGCUGCGAUUGGACACGGCGGAGCCGCAGCAGACGAUCGCCGGCGUCAUGCGAGUCCGCACGCGCAACCCAGUCCCUGAGCUCACCGGUGGCUGGAGCGAGAACGUGGUGGAGCUGCAGGUGGAGGGAGGCGGGUGGCGGCCCUUAUACCACUUUGAUCUCCAGCCGCAGUGGCUGCGCGACAUCUACAUGAUGAACUUCGUCGUGUAUCAAGAGUCGCUCUUUCGCGGAUGCGUGCAGGCCGCCCGGGCGGAGGGGACGUGGGUGCGGACGCCGACCCCGGCCGAGAAGGACAGCGCACACGCCGUGGUAUCGGCGACGGGCUACACCUUCGUCCCUCGCGGCGUGUACUCGGUGGUAGCGCGCAGCGAUAAGUGCACCACCGCCGCCAAACCAGCCUUUUUGGUGCCAGACGCAGCGCUCGCCCUGUUGCCGGGGGUGGGCGGCGUGUUGCCGAGUGCGCAGUCGCACCCCGCCACACCCGGCGAGCUCUAUGACUGGAUGAAGGAGAAGCUGCAGAUCGACUUCCAGCAGACGCGGCUGCCGCAGUAUAGCGUGUCGCGGGACGAGUUCGAGCGGGCGGCGCGGGACCGGUUGGAGGUGUUUGGCGGGAGCGGCUUUCAGUCCCCGCACAACUUCUGA
Messenger RNA from Leptomonas pyrrhocoris, 1565 nucleotides. Its product is annotated as N-hydroxyarylamine O-acetyltransferase. NCBI's taxonomy places the organism in Eukaryota, Euglenozoa, Kinetoplastea, Trypanosomatida, Trypanosomatidae. The coding region runs from base 441 to 1565 and encodes 374 amino acids. The transcript has a single exon. Gene Ontology annotation, molecular function: acetyltransferase activity. The record is from RefSeq and is a predicted model, not a curated record.